Molecule: messenger RNA, 2404 nt
Organism: Striga asiatica
Lineage: Eukaryota; Viridiplantae; Streptophyta; Magnoliopsida; Lamiales; Orobanchaceae
Source: the annotation of a GenBank genome assembly
UUUAUAUUAUACACCCAACCAGUCAACCCCACAUCUCCAUCGCACUGUGAACAAUCACAAAUAUCAUACUAAUCGCAAUACUCGCAAUCCCCACAUUUCCUUCUGAAGCCACUGUCCGAAAACUGAAGCUGUUGUGGUCAAAUUGGCCAGGGGUUUCAAGGGAUCAUCGAUUUUGCCGAACCCCAUCCAAAUCUGAGUCUUCCGUUUCGAUUUUCUGACAAACUUCUGGUAUCAGCUUCUGUGUUCCACUCUUGAGAUGGAAAAAGACGGUACUAGCCCUCUUUCAGCUGUCCCACCUAAGGCAAGUGGAGAAGGACUACCAUAUGCUCCUGUGGAUUGGCCGAGUCCUGGUGAUGUCUGGACCUGGAAAGUUGGGAAUAAAAUCAGCUCGUCUGGCUUGUUCAUGCAUAGGUUCUUGAUUGUUCCCAAGCGGCUUCAGAAAAACUCGUCUCGGAAAAUAUGGCUCGGCAGCAAGAAAGCUGUUAUUCAUUUUCUUCAAUCUGAAUUUCCUGAGGCGGAUGUCGAUAAAUUUUUCGAAUUGUUCACUUGGGAAAUCCCUGCUGAAGUACAAACCGCAAGAAAAGAUAAAAGAAAACCUUCAAGAAAAAGACCUUCAAUGACAGACACACCUCCAAAAGAAGUCGAAACCGGAAGUCGAAUCUCGAAACGAACACGCAAAAAAUCUGCCAAAACCUCCAUCCAAUUUCCACCCACUGUCGACAACAACACACCCUCCUCAACAGACGUGCCUUUGCUCGAUUACACCCCCCAUGACUUAUCAACAGACAACUUAAUUUCAAAUAUUCCCGAUAAUAACCCCGAAAUCUCCACCAGCCCAGCGAAAGAAGCCCCUGUCCAGCCCGAACUCAACCUCUUGCCUCACGACUCUCGAUCCUUAGCCGACUAUCUAGCCGAGAUGACUCAGGAAGAUUUUGAAUUCUAUCUAAAUUCCCUCGACGACACUUUAUCCGAUUCGGGCCCUAAAGGCCUGAACCCAUCCUCAUCCGGCCCGCAAACCGAUGACGACUUCACCAAAGCCCGGAAACACCUCUCUUCCCUCCUGGCCAUGGGCUUCUCGAGCCUAGUCAGCUCGGACAAUCUUCCCGAAAUUACGAAUUUGACCCUCAAACUCCAGCUUGAUCCGAAUUUAACCCCUGAGGAACUCUCGAUGCUGAAUCUCGUGCGUGAAAUCCCGUUGGCCGGUAAAGACUUUCUGGAAGCCCGUCGAGUGGCCGAGCAAGCGAGUAACUUUUUUUCCGAGCUGGGGGCCAAGAGAUCGCGCAUCAAAGAGCGUAAGAACGAGUUCAUACAGUCCAAGGGUAAAAUCGUCCUUUUGCAGGCGGAGGUGGACUCGGCCUCGGCUGUUAUUCGUGAGAUAGACGAGCAGAUUGCUGUGCUGCAGUCUCGACGUGCGGUGCUGACUGCUGUUAUUAAGACGAACGAGAAGAGGAUUGCGGACCUUGUGUGUAAGCAGAAAGGGGCGCUUGAUUGUGUGCCGAGGAUCGUGAAUGAUGUACAGGUGGCGAAUUCAGAGAGGUCCGUGUGGGAGUCGAAGAGGAAAGAGUCGGCUAGGAAGGAGAAGGAGAUUUUGGCGAAAUUUGGGCCGGUUGGUGGGUUCUCGUUCGUUCGUUGAUCGGAUGAGGUAGUUAUGAGGUGGCGUUUGGGACGUUGAUUUUCUUGGAAGGAAUAAAAUAAAAAAAUGUACUCUGUUUGGACACAGCAGAUUUGGCGGUAACUGGAUGGGUAUGUUUCGAAAGGUACAUUUGGUUGGGUCUUUUUGGUUGGCCGUUUUGCAGUAGCUUUUGCAUGAGUUUCGCAGAAGUUUGAGGUGUAUGAUUUAUGUAUGAGAUUAAGAAAGACGACCUAAUUGUGGUGUGAUUAAGAUUUGUAGAUGCUUUUAUCCUUGGAGGUAGAUGUUGAGAUUUUCUGUGCUAUCGUGGACAAAUUCAUGUUUAUUUGGGCCGACUGUUAUGAAUCUCGGUAAGUGUCCAGCUAUUGUAUUGACAUGUUAUGGCGGAUCUUAUUUGCAGUGGUUGUGAAGCUCAUGCAUUCAUAGGCAAGGACGGAUCCAGAAAUUAAGAGUAAACUGGGCUAAAAUUUUAAAAACUCACUAUCAUAAAAACCACAUAAUAUUUUUUUCUUCAAAUAUUUACUGAUGUUGUGCUCGAGGAGCUUUUACAGAAUAAAAUUCGUCAAUAAUAUAAUUUAUACUAUACUAUUAGUAAACUCCCGUUCGAUGAAGAGUAUCAAAACAAUAUUCGAGAAAACCAUUUCGAAUCUUAAUACGAAGUGUUGGCUUUUAUAAUUUAUGUUUACUCUAUAUUUUUCAAUUGUUUCAUAUUUUUAAGAUUAAGAAAAAACAAAUAGAGAUAAAUGAUCACAUCAAUUACUAUUAAAACUCUAA